AUGGACAAACCUUCAGCCAUUGGAACAGGCACUUGGCAUUUCAAGCAGAUCUCUGGAGUUGCCUUCACAUGGUAUUUUGGGGCUUUGGAUCUCUGGGUAUUGAAAGGUGUGGAGCUGGCAGAGAGUGAGGAAGAGGAUAACAAUGAAAUGGAGGUUGAAGAUCAAGACAGUAAAGAAGCUGAAAAGCCAAAUGUCAUCAACUUUGAUACCAGUUUGCCAACGUCACAUGUGUAUUUAGGUUCUGAUAUGGAAGAGUUUCAUGGGAGAACAGUGCACGAUGAUGACAGCUGCCAGGUGAUUCCUGUGCUGCCCCAUGUGAUGGUGAUGUUGAUCCCUGGACAGACGCUGCCCCUGCAGCUGUUCAGCCCUCAAGAGGUUAGCAUGGUGCGGAAUUUAAUUCAGAAAGACAGAACCUUUGCUGUUCUUGCAUACAGCAAUGUACGUGAGAGGGAAGCACAUUUUGGGACAACAGCAGAAAUAUAUGCCUACAGAGAGGAACAGGAAUAUGGAAUUGAAACAGUCAAAGUGAAAGCAAUAGGAAGACAGAGAUUCAAGGUGCUUGAAAUAAGAACCCAGUCAGAUGGGAUCCAGCAGGCUAAAGUGCAGAUCCUUCCCGAGCGAGUGCUGCCCUCCACCAUGGCAGCAGUGCAGCUGCAGUCUCUUAGCCGGUGCCACAUGUUUCCUUCUUCAAAACCUACAACAUGGCAGGACCGGGCUGUCCAUCAGUGGUGGCAGAAAUACCAAAAGAGGAAGUUCCACUGUGCAAGUUUGACAUCUUGGCCUCCCUGGCUCUACUCUCUGUAUGAUGCUGAAACCUUGAUGGAAAGAGUCAAGAGGCAACUGCAUGAGUGGGAUGAAAAUCUUAAGGAUGAAUCUCUUCCAACAAACCCCAUAGAUUUUUCUUACAGAGUUGCUGCCUGCCUGCCCAUCGACGACGCGCUGCGCAUUCAGCUGCUGCAGAUCGGCAGCGCCGUGCAGAGGCUGCGCUGCGAGCUGGACAUCAUGAACAAGUGUACAUCUCUCUGUUGUAAGCAAUGCCAAGACACAGAAAUAACUACCAAGAAUGAAAUAUUCAGUUUAUCCUUAUGUGGACCCAUGGCAGCAUAUGUGAAUCCUCAUGGAUACAUCCAUGAAACCCUCACUGUAUAUAAAGCCUGCAACUUGAAUCUCAGUGGACGACCAUCAACAGAGCACAGCUGGUUUCCUGGGUAUGCCUGGACUGUAGCCCAGUGCAGAAUCUGUGGGAACCAUAUGGGCUGGAAGUUCACAGCUACCAAAAAGGAUAUGUCCCCUCAGAAGUUCUGGGGUUUGACACGUUCUGCUCUCCUGCCUCGGAUCCCAGAAACAGAGGAUGACUCGGGCCAUGAUAGAUCACCCUUACUCUGCCUGUAA
Molecule: messenger RNA, 1392 nt
Organism: Chaetura pelagica (chimney swift)
Lineage: Eukaryota; Metazoa; Chordata; Aves; Apodiformes; Apodidae
Gene: CRBN
Product: cereblon
Exons: 11
Coding region: 1-1392 (463 amino acids)
Biological process (GO): protein ubiquitination
Cellular component (GO): Cul4A-RING E3 ubiquitin ligase complex
Source: RefSeq, a predicted model, not a curated record